Messenger RNA from Austrofundulus limnaeus, 1176 nucleotides. It is a transcript of the gene slc25a46, whose product is annotated as solute carrier family 25 member 46. NCBI's taxonomy places the organism in Eukaryota, Metazoa, Chordata, Actinopteri, Cyprinodontiformes, Rivulidae. The record is from RefSeq and is a predicted model, not a curated record. Gene Ontology annotation, biological process: mitochondrial fission; axon development; mitochondrial membrane fission. Gene Ontology annotation, cellular component: mitochondrial outer membrane.
GUGAACUACCAUGCUGCCUGUUACCACCUGACCCCGUUCAGAGCCGUCUGUGUCAUGUACUCCAUCAGCAAGGCUCAGGGAGUGAAAGCUCUGUGGAAGGGGAUGGGCAGCACCUUCAUUGUUCAUGGGAUCACACUCGGAGCUGAAGGCAUCAUCAGCGAGUUGACACCGUUACCACGGGAACUACCCCACAGCUGGAGCUGGAAACACCUGGCAGGACAUUUACUGCUGAGAGGGUGGGUCUGUCUACUUCCUGGGUUUCUGACCUGGUCUUAUCUGUGUCCCCAGAGUGAGAUCGUGAGGGACGAGUCGUCCUCAGGCUUGCUGGACUGUAUCCGUGAGGGUCUGACCCGGCUACUGGGGGUUGGCGCUCCCCACAGCCGCCGCCUGCUUCCUCUUAGCUGCCUGCUCCUUCCUGCUGCUCUGCACGCCAUUCUGCGUUACGCCAUCUCCACCUCCGUCCAGCAGGUGGCGCUGUGGGCGCACCAGCGGGGAAAGAAGCGACACUCGGACCCCUCCAACCCACUGGAUGCCCACUUCCCUGAGCUGGCUGCCAGGUGGGCGGGGUCUUUGGUGGCAGACGUGGUGCUGUUUCCUCUGGAGACGGUGCUGCACCGCCUCAGCAUCCAGGGGACUCGCACCAUCGUUGAUGCCACAGACGGCGUGGUGGCCGCAGGAAACGGCGGCAGCCCGCUGGUUCUGCCCGUCAACACGCAGUACGACGGCUUCUACGACUGUCUGCACUCCAUCCGCCGAAAAGAGGGCGGGGCCGGCUUCUACCGCGGCUUCGGAGUUCUGCUGAUGCAGUACACUGUCCACGGGGCGCUGCUCGCCGCCGCCAGGACGCUGCUCAGGGUGCUGCUGCUGGACGCCAAGGUCGCUUAAAGUCUUCCUGUGGAGGCCAGGCCGAGGACGGCUGCUGCACUGACGACUGACUCACCUGAGAGCAGGACUGACUGUUUUUACCUGUCAUUGGUCAGAUGUGUCAACAAACACAUGCCAACAAACGUGUCAAUAAAACAUGUAAACAACAGGUUUUGUGUAUAAAAAUGUAAAAAUAAAAGUAGUUUGUGAAACAGUGGAUGUAGAAUAAAUUAUGUGACUCAUUAAUUAAACAGAAACAAACUUAAUGAAGUUUUUCCUGACAAAUGAUUUGAAAUAAAUAACUUAUCAACA